Vanessa tameamea is the source of this 625-nucleotide messenger RNA. It is a transcript of the gene CPH18, whose product is annotated as cuticle protein 16.5-like. Bases 137 to 505 code for a protein of 122 amino acids. The transcript is spliced from 2 exons. The record is from RefSeq and is a predicted model, not a curated record. NCBI's taxonomy places the organism in Eukaryota, Metazoa, Arthropoda, Insecta, Lepidoptera, Nymphalidae.
ACCUACGUAUUCGUCGUACGUACCAUUGCUCAAUGAAAUGAGCAUUUGGUAUAUAAUGUGAUGGUACCUUCGAGACGACACAGUCCAUCGAAUCCUUUAGUGAACUAACAAGUGAGCAGUCACCAAAUCAAGCAAAAUGAUCGCCAAAUUUGUUGUAAUCUUCUCCCUCGCCGUCGCCGCCGCCAAUGCCGGAGUGCUGCCGCUCGCUGCUGCACCUGCCGCGCUUGUGGCUCCCGCAGUGGCGCCCGCGGCAUACGCUGUGGCACCUUAUGCUAGUUCAUACUCUGCACACUCAGUCAACCACGCCGUUGCUGCCCCAGUUGUCGCCUCCGCUCCCUACGUUGCUGCUGCCCCUGCCCCAGUUGUCGCCUCCGCUCCCUACGUUGCUGCUGCCCCUGCCCCUUACGUCGCUGCCGCUUCUCCUUACUACGCAGCCGCUUCCCCUUACAUUGCCAACCCAUACGUAGCGGCAGCUAAAUACGUCUCCGCCCCCUACUACUUAUAAGCAAAUUUUGGUGUUAUCAUUGCCCAGUGACUUGCUCAAAAAAGCUGUGUUAUAUUAUUAUAUAUGUAGGUAUAUGUAUAUAUUAUAUAAAUAAAUAAUAUUGUUUCAUAAAAAAAACAA